CAUCUAUAUAACAACAAUAUGGCCAGCCCGUCGGUCUAAUGUAGGUUGACACCGGCAGUCUAUCGUCGGAGCAGCAUAAGACAGUCGAUCAUCCGAGUCCUCCAUUUUAAAUCCGCGUUUUUGUAAACUGAGACGUGAUCUUGUCUUGGCUCCACUACCGCGGUCACGGUAGUGAAACUCCGGGCUACCCUAUAGGUCUCUGGUGCGUCUUGCUAGGAAGAGGAAAGGGGACUUCAUCACUAAAACCAGGUAAUCACGGCCAAAAUCUCAACUUGAAUACCUACCGCAUCAUACCUAUAUUGUUCACCUUCACGACAUUUGAAUCACGCCACAUAUGUCCCACUAUGGCCAUGAAUAUUGACGCCGAGAGCAGUAUACGCGUUAGGAGCCUCACUCCUAGUAUGGAUAAUGUAGUAGGGGGUGUCAGAAAGUCCGGGUUGUCAUGCGCGGAAUGUCGCCGAUCCAAGCUCAAGUGCGACAGGGUAUUCCCGUGUCAGUCAUGUAUACGACGUGGAUGUGCGAAUAUCUGUCCAGAGGGGACUCUCGCCGCCACGAAAGGAAACAAGGUUCUCAUGGCUCAUGCUCAGCGGCUGUCGGAACAGGUAAAAAAUAUGGCAGGGAGAAUCAAAGAGCUUGAAGAAGCACUUCAUGAAUCUCAGAAAUCCAAUCGUGGUAGAAGCGAGCCACGUCCUCUCCUGCAAACUCCUUCCCACUUACACGAACAUGCUGAACUGCCCGAGCUUCGGACUAUUUACGAUGAUGAAGUUCUCGAUGUAUCAGAAAGCAUCGGAUCCUUAUCAAUCGAUGUCGAUGGUCGCACCAAAUACCACGGCGAAUCUGUUGGGUCAGAGUACUUUCAACCAUUGUUUCCGCCUGAAGGUUAUCCACCACAGCAGAGUGUCUCAACUGACCCCAAAUACUUGGGACUUCCAUUUGAAAUCAUCGAUCUCUGCAAUGCAUACCCCUUCGGUCUGAGGGACAGUCAAUAUACGAAAUUUCUCUUCUUGCCCUUUCUUCCUUCUCGUGAACGAGCCCUGCAGCUUAUGGAGCUAUAUUAUCGAAAUGUUGCAUGGAUGUUCGACGCAAUCGUACGAGAUGACUUCAUGACAAAUAUUCUAACCCCGUUGUAUGGCCACACCGGUUCCCCUAACGUCAACAACAUCCACUCACACCGACUUUCCGUAUUUUUCAUCGUCCUUGCCUCAGGAGUCCUUUACGAACAAUCACUAUCUUCUGGGGUGCUUGCCGAACAGUACCAUGCCCUUUCCCGCGCAGCACUAUCUAUCGAUCCGAUCUACCAAGAUGCUACUUGCGCUACCGUACAGGCCCUCUUCAUGACCUUCGGACAUAUCUACCAGUCUGAUCGUACGAAUAACGAAGGUAGGUGGCUUCUUAUGGGCGUGGUGGCGAGAGUUGCACAAUUGAUCGGUCUACAACGCGAUAACGCUGGGUGGGGUCUAGGUCAGGAAGAAAUACAAAGACGACGCGUUUUAUUUUGGGAAAUCUACACGGUCGACGCGUGGACAAGCAUCCUCAAUGGUCGCCCACCUGCAUUGAGCAUCAACCAUACAGACUGCUGGUUUCCAGAAGACCUCGACCCCACGAUCAAACCUUCAGGUACGGUUGAAAUGGGAUGGCAUGCCUGGAAGGUCCGUUACUCGGCAAGCUGCUUAGGGAUUUCUGUGCAACAUGUCUUCAGCACACGUGUUCCAAGCUAUUCCACAUUGCUUGAGUUGGACCGAAAGAUACGGAAAUUCAGCCUGCCGUCGCAUUUACAAUCACCAAUAGAAGCCUCAGAAGCGGGGCGUUCUUGGUCUCCAGAAGCCCCUAGGGCAAUGCAACAAUAUGCCGCACUGUGUCAAAGGGAAGCAAAUCUGAUGUACAUCCAUCGGAGCUGGUUCGUACAGGCUAUUCGAGAGGCCCCUGUCAACCCCCUUGAGCACAAAUAUGCGCCCUCAGUCUUAGCUGUAUAUCGCAGUGCUUGUCGGUUAAUCUCCAGCCUUAAUGGGUUGUACCGAGUACAUUCACAACCGACGGAUCGAACGUGGUUUUUCUGGUCGGCCAUCUUCUCUGCAUGUAUCGUUCUCGGAGCUAUAGUGGUGGAUAGUCCACAAUGUACUCUCGCGUCGGAUGCAUUGCAGGAACUGGAAAAGGGGAUUGUGCUUUACGAAGAGGGUUCGUCUCCUUGUCGGCCUCCGGCAACUGUGCCUGUCCUCCACAAGCUGCGUGAGCGUGCCUUCACCUCCCUCCAGGUCGCGCAGAGAGAUACCAGACAAUCACGAUCCCGUCGGUCAUCCAUAAAUUCUGAUGAUCCAGACGUGCUCGGACCCCGGAAUAGCGGCAUUACCGGCACGUCAUGGCGAUUCAGUUCGCCAGCUUCAAGUGCAAGCGCAUCUGAUUCAGACCGACAAUCAUCAGAACCGUCCGAUGCUGAUGCAUCCAUGUAUUACGCAGCACUGGCAAAUCCCAAUCUCGUAUUGCCAGCCACGAGGGAAUUCGAACCGUGCCACGCCUCAACUUCGCAGGAGGAUAUCAGCGCGCCUUCACCGUUCUUUGACCCUGCGCUGCAAGCCGCAAUCAUGAUGCCCAAUACGCAGUCCAAUCAAAGUAUUGCAGGUCCCAGUUCGAGUAUGCCUCCGCCACAACCACGACCAUCAUCAUAUCAGCAGGUGGCACCCCAGAAUUUUUACGUCAACGAAGCUUAUCAUAAUAACAACCAGGAGGAAGUUUGGCGACAAUAUAUUAAAAACCUAGGAGUCAUGAAACCCUAGUCCACGACGUCCGUCACGACUUACAUUCCAGACUAUACAUAACCAUCCAUCGUAUUUUCGUUAGCUGUCGCACUCUCUUUCCACGUUCUUGUCGCACACACGUUUUCGCUGUUCGUUGUCUUCUGCACAUUUUUUUUCUACAGUACUUGAUUUUUACAAGCUAGUUCAUCUUGAUUAAAUUCGUGUCAUCGAUUGGCAUGGCGUUAAUUUCGGCUUGAUCACGCAACUCCAUCGCAUGAAGGAGCGUAUCUAUGUCUGGUGAGACGACAAACCGCUUGUUGACUUCUCCCAUGAUGUGCAAGCGUUUGUUUUGCAGAUCCAAGUGGACAGCUUGCUGCAAAAACGAUGGCUGAGUUGCGCCAGUUACCUAUAUAUAACUGUCAGCACGACUG
Messenger RNA from Suillus subalutaceus, 3163 nucleotides. RefSeq lists its product as uncharacterized. Gene Ontology annotation, molecular function: DNA binding; DNA-binding transcription factor activity, RNA polymerase II-specific; zinc ion binding. NCBI's taxonomy places the organism in Eukaryota, Fungi, Basidiomycota, Agaricomycetes, Boletales, Suillaceae. The transcript has 16 exons. The coding region runs from base 345 to 2771 and encodes 808 amino acids. The record is from RefSeq and is a predicted model, not a curated record. Gene Ontology annotation, biological process: DNA-templated transcription; regulation of DNA-templated transcription.